ACAGUGAAUUGAGAAAGAGGCCGGAGGAGAUGGAAGAGGAGGAGGAGGAAGAGGAGGAGGAGGAAAGAAGGAAGGAGGAGGAGGGACAAGAAGAGGAGGGGAAGAGGAGAAAAGAGAGAAGGGAGGAGGUAGAAAGAAGGAGCAGAAAGAGAGAGAAGAAAGAGAGGGAGAAAAAGCAAGUCAUUCUUUCCAGACAUGUGGUCAGUAAUAUUGGUGACAGUGAGCCGUGUGGCAACACCAGGAGGAAAGAGGGCCGGAGGAGUGAGGAAAAGGAGGGCCGGAGGAGUGAGGAA
Molecule: messenger RNA, 293 nt
Organism: Homarus americanus (American lobster)
Lineage: Eukaryota; Metazoa; Arthropoda; Malacostraca; Decapoda; Nephropidae
Product: nucleolar protein 58-like
Source: RefSeq, a predicted model, not a curated record